AUGAAGUUGGAACAGGAGGUGAGGUUAAGAGAAUUGGAACUUCAGGCUCAGAGAGAGGGUAAUAGACCCAGAUCUCCAACACCUGAUAUUGAUGGUGCAUCAACGCACAGUAGCUCAGCUCAAGCGAUGAACUUUCCUAUGCCAGUCUUCGACCCGAAGGCUGAAAAUAUUGAACAGUACCUAGACCGAUUUGGCAAAUUGGCAUCUUUGUACAACUUGGAAAGGAAUAUGUACACGCUGAAGUUGGCUCAAGGUUUGAGGGGUGAGGCAUACGAGAUUUAUCAACGGAUGCCCACCGGUACUGAGACUGAUUAUGAUGCAUUGUGUCAGGCUUUGCUGAAACGUUUCGAACUUAAUGCUGCGACAUACAGACAGAAGUUCAGAAAUGAGAGAAAGAUGACAGGGGAGAACUAUCCUCAGUUCGCCAGUCGCCUUCAGGGAUAUUUGACAAGGUGGAGGGAAAUGUCUGGAUACUCCUCUUCUUUUGAAGAUUUACAGGAGAUGAUCCUAACGGAACAACUCCGAGAGACAUUACCUCGGCCUAUGCAAACCUUCCUGACGGAGAAUGGUGCUGACAGACUGAGUGAGAUGUUGAUGUAUGCUGAGAGGUAUGAGAUGGCACAUAAAGAAGUGGGUAUAGGUGGGAAACCCAAGGCCCAGGGCCAAGGGAAAAAUAAUGGUAAUGGUCAUAAAACCCAUCCAAAUGAAUCCCCUAAAAAGAAUUCAUCCCAAGCACAACCCCAGAACCCCUCAAAAGUUCAGGGAACACAACAUAGACAACCCUUUAAUGGCCCUAAAAAGCCUUACUGCCAUAUUUGUAAGAAUAAUAACCACUGGACUAAGGAAUGUAAAUCCAAACAGUCAGGGAAUUUACAAGUAUCAGCUUUGUUGUCUACUGUAGUACCUUCUACCCAGGAACAAUUGUACAAUGGUUCCAAUAGGCCUCCUGUGGUAGAGAGGGUUUGGGCUAAUGGAUAUUCUCUAAAUUGUCUGUAUGAUAGUGGUUUGUCAUACGGCUGUGUGGUGAGGCCAGAGUUUGUAAAACCUGAUCAGUAUACUGGCAGAUUCAUAGAGCUCCAAUGUGCCACAUUGGAUGCUAAACCUUUAAACUUGCCUAUUGCUAAGAUUAAGGUCCGUUCAAAGUAUGUCUCGGGGGUAAUUGAGGCUGCAGUGCUCGAACACUGUACCUUUGAUUUAAUUCUUGGCGCUACUUAUGUAUUUUUAGCAGAGCCGAAGAAACCUUCAGAGCAUCUUGCUGCGGUGACCACCCGAGCACAACAUAAAAGUGCUUUAGAGGAUUCUCCUCAUGUAAAUCCUCUUCCUGAGGAAAUUAAGGUGGCCCAAAGUAGUGACCCAACCCUUAAGGCAUGUUUUAAAAAGUUAACUGCAAGUCACAAUCCUCCUUUGAAGAAAGAAUUCUUCAUGAAAGGUAAGUUGCUUUACAGAUGGGCAAGUGACAAGUAUACAGAGCACAGUCAACUUGUAGUACCCAAAACAUAUAGACAGCAGAUUCUCCAGAUGGGGCACACUAUAGCCUAUAGUGCCCAUAUGGGAAUACAUGCAACGACACAACGCAUUGCCUGCCAUUACUUUUGGCCAGGUAUGUCAGCAGAUAUCAUGCGUUAUGUCAAAUCCUGUCCGGAGUGCCAGAAGGUAGCUCCCAAAGGCAGGAAUGCACCAGUCGGACUGGGGGAAACCCCUGUCACCUCCACACCUUUUGAAAGGGUGGCGGUCGAUUUGGUUGGACCACUUCCUCUCACAAAGAAGAAGAAUGCUUACAUAUUGACCUUGGUCGACUGUUGUUCAGGGUAUCCGGAGGCUGUUGCACUUCGGAGGAUUGACAGUAAGACUGUGGCAGAGGCAUUGAUGAGCAUUUUCACCAGAGUGGGAUUCCCUUCGCAGAUACUGACAGACAAUGGAUCUCAGUUUAAAGGGAAACUAAUGGAGGAAGUGUUUCAGAUAAUCAAGUCUCAACACAUUUGCACCAGUCCAUACCGACCCCAAGCGAACGGCCAGAAUGAGCGGUUCAAUGGAACGUUGGUAUCGCUUCUGAGAAGAUUAACACAGGAAAAGCCAGAGAGGUGGGACGAGUAUCUGUCUGCAGCACUAUUCGCCUACCGGGAAGUACCCAAUGCCUCUACUGGAUUUCCACCUGCGACCUUGGUGUUCGGAAGACCCAUUUCUGGACCCUUGGCCAUUCUCAGGAAGACAUGGACAGACGAAGGGGCAGAUGAUUCCUUGAAAAAACCAUAUCACAGUAUGUGCAGGAACUCAAGGAACGGUUAA
Molecule: messenger RNA, 2286 nt
Organism: Candidula unifasciata
Lineage: Eukaryota; Metazoa; Mollusca; Gastropoda; Stylommatophora; Geomitridae
Source: the annotation of a GenBank genome assembly